Molecule: messenger RNA, 1143 nt
Organism: Rhodofomes roseus
Lineage: Eukaryota; Fungi; Basidiomycota; Agaricomycetes; Polyporales; Fomitopsidaceae
Exons: 6
Source: RefSeq, a predicted model, not a curated record
UCCAAGUUCGAGGUCUGGGCGAGGCACUUUUGCUGUGCAGUGGAUCUUGCGCGCGAUAUCCUCAUCCCCGAGGAAGACCUUGUGCCGCAUAUCAACACCGCGUGCAGUCAUCUCUCGGGAUAUUUCCCUGCUCCAGGGGACGAGCUUCCGGAGUGGGCGCGGAGUGCGCUGUCUGCUGGCUUUGAACGCAUGCACAGCGCCAGCGAGCUGCGCACACGCGCGUCGCUGCAGGCCGAACUCACUAGAUUGAUGGCCACGUCGCAGGCGACCGUCGAUGCAGCCGCAUCGGAGACAGAGGAACCACCGACGAAACGGCGUCGUCAAGCCAGGGGUCCGUCAAGAAGGACGACGUCGAAAAAGACGACGUCGAGAAGGACGACGGGUACGUCGAGCAAGACGAUGGAGAGGAAGAAGCGCACUGAGGCGAUCAUCGCGAUGGGGAAAAUCGUGUCUUUGGGUCGUGCGUGUGACCGCUGUUUCAACAUGGGUAUUGCGGUCAGCGAAUGCAAGGUCCGCGAAGACACGAUGAGUUGCGACAAGUGCGUCCUGGAUAGGAAGGGGUGUAGGUUCAACGACGAGCCUGCUCAGCUGCCGACGGAGGACGAUGCGGACGGCGAAACGGAGGGACCGGAGUCUGAGGACGAAGAUCUGGAAGAGCCAGAUAUCGUCGCUGCUACGACUGUCGCUGACGAGUUCGGGACCCGCGCAGGUACCAGAGAAGCUGAUGAGGACGUGACGAUGCAAGUGCCCGAAGUCCCCCUCAACGAAGCGCCACGCACACCGGAUCGGUCUGAAUCUCCACCAUCCUUCCACUCUGCGACUCCUCUGCCGUCGACUCACCCAGCGCUCGCCUCCCCUGGGCCCUCGAGUCGCCCGAUCGCGCCGAUUCCCCCGAUUGCGCCGAUUCCCCCGAGCCUGCCCACGCCCUCCGCUGCCGCGAUGGGAUUUGCUGCGGAAGAUGACUUGGCCACUAUCGGCAUGUCGCGCGAAGGGAUCAUCAAGAUUCGCGUUUUGCGCAGCGAGCGUAAGCUUCUGAUGGAUCGCCUCGCGUCCAUUGAGCACCAAAUCCGACUCAACGAGGCCCUCGAGCGCGAGAUGACUGGCGAGGACGUGAUGGAAUGCAGCGACGAGGAUGAGCCGUGA